Molecule: messenger RNA, 1059 nt
Organism: Rhagoletis zephyria (snowberry fruit fly)
Lineage: Eukaryota; Metazoa; Arthropoda; Insecta; Diptera; Tephritidae
Product: semaphorin-2A-like
Biological process (GO): negative chemotaxis; semaphorin-plexin signaling pathway; axon guidance
Cellular component (GO): plasma membrane
Molecular function (GO): chemorepellent activity; semaphorin receptor binding
Source: RefSeq, a predicted model, not a curated record
UACGAAUAACCAAUAACUGAGAUAAAAUAUCAAAUUAGUUAUAUUGACUAAACCUAAAAAACUUUAUUUUCUUUAAAUUCAAUACAUACUUAUGUACUUAUAAAUUUAAGUUAAAUACCCAGUACUCAAAAAUUAAGUAAUACUAAGUACGUACUUAAGUGCAUGUACACUACGCCAUUUAAAGUGUUACAACAUUAAUAUUCACCUACCCACCCCACCUACCUACACUCAUUGCACAAUGCAACCACGCAAACAAAAGAACACAAGUGUAUGGAAAUUUAAAUAAAUUAAGCGAUAUUUCAAUGUACUCGUAAACAAGUCUUUCAAAAUUUAAUAAAUUACACAAAACUCUAUUUUUGGCUAGUAAAAUUAACUUGAAAAAGCUAUAACUGUUUCAAAGUGAUUAAUGCAAAUAUGCAAUUGUGUUUUUUUUUUCUCUCUCCCUCUCCUAUCGUUUUUCUCCGUAUGUGCUUAUGGUUUGCCAUUUAUUUUCGAUAUUAUUAUUUUCACGAUUUCUUUGCUUUGUGUGUGUGUGUUUAACUUUCGUUCUUGGUACAAUGUGACAAAUAAAAAAAUAAAUGAUAACAAACAACUGUAACACAACAAUGUCAACACGUAUGGACGCGCACACACACCCCAUGCAAAAAAAAACUUACUUCAAGAAGGUGGAAUGCCGCAACCACAUACGCGUCAUACAGCCGAUGGACUCUGGGGCGCGCUUAUAUGUAUGCGGCACGAAUGCGCACAAUCCAAAAGACUAUGUGAUAAAUGCGAACUUAACACAUUUACCCAGAUCCGAGUACGUGCCUGGCAUUGGCUUAGGCAUCGGCAAGUGCCCCUACGAUCCCGCCGAUAACUCCACAGCCGUUUAUGUGGAGAAAGGAAAUCCCUUUGGAUUACCAGCGCUGGUAAGUAGAGGCAAACAAAAAAAAAAAAAAAGAAUUGAAAAUAAAAAGGCAUGCGAAUAAGUUUCAAUGCAAAGAGGUGGCGAAGGUGUUUUGGCAAGGCAGUCAAAUAAAAGUACACACUGGCAAAUAUUUGUUUGUUAGUUUAUACGCG